UGUGAGUGUGUCGCGUUGCGAGAUAUCUAUCCCACGCUUUCAAUUCUCCUACGCAAUUUUGGACCCGCAUAGGAUCCAAGAACAACAACAAUUCUAACUCGUUCCGAGUUCUUAACGUGGUUCCAAUCUCGUGUAUCAUACGUCAAGAUAUGUGUCCCAAGAUGGAGACAACAGAAUGGGAAGGAGACUUCGACCCCCUCUCAGAUCCGGAUGAAAAGAAACAUCUGCUUUCAGUGCUGGAUUCAUUCCGGUCAUACCGACGUCUAGCGCACUUCAAUGGCACGCAUGUUCGACGACAAGCAUUUUACUCCUUACCUCAAGAACACUGGACGCUGCUAUCAAAGCCACCAUUCUCGGUUCUAGACUCUUUUAAUAAAAUGGACGACCUCAUCGACAAAAAUGCUGAGCUUGCUGAAGCUAUAUUCAUGGCCGGUUUUAAGGGAUUCAUUGCUCCAACGAUCGACAGUAAUUGGGUGGCGUCAAUCGUGCCUGAAAAAUAUGCUCGUGAUGAGUAUCAGAUCUACUCAAUAGUCAUGGAUCACUUGGACGUACAUACGACACAGAGUGACAUGGACAAAGCAAGGAGCUGUAUCAAUCAAUUUUACCGAGACUGGAGUGCUGCUGGAAAUGUGGAAAGAGAGAGAUGCUUCGGGCCCGUGUUAAAGGCCUUGGAUGCAGAGUAUAAAACCAGACUGAUAUCCACACCUGGGCUGGAGAGAUCAGACUUGAGAGUCUUAGUACCCGGCGCAGGACUGGGUCGUUCUGUCUUCGACAUCUGCCAAGCUGGCUUCAGUGUUGAAGGAAAUGAGAUCUCAUACCAUGAACUGAUGGCAAGCUCUCUGGUCCUAAACCACAUUAAGAAGGCCGACCAGUUCACUAUCGCUCCUUUCGCACUCGGCUGCUCGAAUCAUCUCUCACGUAGCGAUCAGUUCCAGACAUUCUCAGUUCCAGAUAUACACCCAGGUACUAUCCUGGCAACGGGGCAAAGCUCAAAAGUUCCUGUGGACGAAAGGAUGAGCAUGGCCACAGGGGACUUCUGUGUUCUAUACAGCUCACCAGAUCAUGAAGGCACGUUCGACGUCGUUGCUACUGUUUUCUUCAUCGACACGGCACCCAACAUAAUGCGAUACAUUGAAACUGUUCGCAACUGCCUUAAACCAGGUGGUAUUUGGGUCAAUCUUGGGCCCUUACUUUGGCAUCAAGCACCUCGAGGACCAGGCAGAGCUACCGAUACCGAGGAGGAGUAUGAACAUACUCACGUUCAUGAUGCGGGAAUUGGCGAUCCCGGCUCGAUAGAGCUGACAAAUGACGAAGUCAUGGCUUUGGUUGAGCACAUGGGGCUCAAGAUCGAGAGGCAAGAAACUAGCACUCCGGAGACAGGAUAUAUUUCGAAUCCUAGAAGCAUGCUACAGAACACAUACCGCCCAGUCUUCUGGGUCGCAAGAAAACUUGAAUGAGGACAUAGUAUCUUUCCUUGUCAAGUCACAUAUCCACACAGGCCCCACGGGAAUAGGCACAGAUUUGAGCGUGAAUCUGUGACCACUUCUCUCAAUAGAAUGACUCAUACUCUCUUUGGGAGUAGCCGGUCAAGAUGAUCAUGAAGUCUGGUAUGCCCUUUGGAUACACCUACACUUAAGCUAGGUAAUCUGCAAAAUUUGAACAGUAUGUCAUGGGAAAUAUCGGGAAUGUGUUUACAUCUAGCAUCAUAGAGUCUUGCUUCUGUAAAAGAUACGGCCUAGACGUGCUCAAAAAGAGGCGUAGGAGCGGG
Boeremia exigua is the source of this 1768-nucleotide messenger RNA. Its product is annotated as methyltransferase-like protein. The transcript has 3 exons. Bases 150 to 1457 code for a protein of 435 amino acids. Gene Ontology annotation, molecular function: S-adenosylmethionine-dependent methyltransferase activity. The record is from RefSeq and is a predicted model, not a curated record. NCBI's taxonomy places the organism in Eukaryota, Fungi, Ascomycota, Dothideomycetes, Pleosporales, Didymellaceae.